CGUCCCCGUCCGCUGCGGGCUCCGAGGCCGAAGAGAAAAGACUGCGAGGUGGCCGCGGCUGUGGCCGGAGAGGUGGGAUUCGGGGCGAAGCCCUCGCAGGGGGCAAGGUGAAAGCCAGCCACUGGGGGACCCUAACUCGGGGAGAGGUGGCAUAGCCCGCCGUGUCACCUCCAGCCGCGACGCACUUCGGGUCGGCCCUGCGCUCGGGGCCUCAGAGGGGCGGCGGCGGCGGGGUCAGAGGCCGAACAAAGAAUGAACCAGCAGUGGAAGAGAAUACACUAUAAGCUGGCUGGCUGCUGAUGAAGAUGAUGUUUUAUUUUUGUGGCAGGCUUCUGUGGAAUCUGUAAUAGAAAUGAUGGCUGGCUGUGGUGAGAUUGAUCACUCAAUAAACAUGCUUCCUACGAACAGGAAAGCAAAUGAGUCCUGUUCUAAUACUGCACCUUCUCUAACUGUUCCUGAAUGUGCCAUUUGUCUGCAAACAUGUGUUCACCCAGUCAGUCUGCCCUGUAAGCAUGUCUUCUGCUAUCUGUGUGUAAAGGGAGCUUCAUGGCUUGGAAAGCGAUGUGCUCUUUGUCGACAAGAAAUUCCUGAGGAUUUCCUUGACAAGCCAACUUUGUUGUCACCAGAAGAACUCAAGGCAGCAAGUAGAGGAAAUGGUGAAUAUGCAUGGUAUUACGAAGGAAGAAAUGGGUGGUGGCAGUACGACGAGCGUACUAGUAGAGAGCUGGAAGAUGCUUUUUCGAAAGGUAAAAAGAACACUGAAAUGUUAAUUGCUGGGUUUCUAUAUGUUGCUGAUCUUGAAAAUAUGGUUCAAUAUAGGAGAAAUGAACAUGGACGUCGCAGGAAGAUUAAGCGAGAUAUAAUAGAUAUACCAAAGAAGGGAGUAGCUGGACUUAGGCUGGACUGUGACACUAACACUGUAAACUUAGCAAGAGAGAGCUCUGCCGAUGGAGCGGACAGCAUAUCAGCACAGAGUGGAGCUUCUGUUCAGCCUCCAGUGUCUUCUGCAAGGCCCCUAACAUCAGUAGAUGGCCAGUUAACCAGCCCUGCAACACCAUCCCCUGAUGCAGGCACUUCUCUGGAAGACUCUUUUGCUCAUUUACAACUCGGUGGAGACAGCAUAGCUGAAAGGAGUCAUAGGGGGGAAGGAGAAGAAGAUCAUGAAUCACCUUCUUCAAGCAGGGUACCUGAUACGUCCAUUGAAGAAACCGAAUCAGAUGCCAGUAGUGAUAGUGAAGAUGUAUCCGCGGUUGUUGCACAGCACUCCCUGACCCAACAGAGACUUUUGGUUCCUAAUGCAAACCAGACAAUAGCUGAUCGAUCAGCAGCUGAUCGAUCGAUAACAGGGGCUGGAACAGUUAGUGUCAGUGUCAGAUCUAGAAGGCCUGAUGGACAGUGCACAGUAACUGAAGUUUAAAUUAAAAAAGUCUUCAGCUCCAUGCUUAAGGUUGAAAUGGUUAUCUGUAAAUUGCCCCCGUAACAUUAUACUCAUCCCUAGUAGUGCAAUUGGGGAUUGGGGUGGGAAUGGGUGUGGGAAGGAUAGAUCUGAAAUUAAAAUGUCUAACAUGUCUCUGCUGAGAAAUUUAUUUAAUGUAAGGAACUUGGGUGUUGAUAGUUGAGAGCUGUUUAGUAAUGACCCCCUUUUCUUGAUGUUUGUUUAUAGUUUUUUUAUUUUAAAUUUCUUUAGUUCUUUUGGCCAGUGUGUGUAUAUUAUCUGUGCAUUAAUAGUCCUCAUCCAACUCUUGCAUUACCUUUUUUUUCCUGCAUGGAUUGGCAUAAAACCAUUACUAAAAUUUGGCACUUGUGAGAUGUUUGGUAUCAUUAUGAGCAGGAAGCUUAAUUUAAUGUGGAAAUAGAUGUGAAUUUGGGAUUUUAAAAUAGAUGAGCUAACAACUAUUAUAUAGUAAAGUUAUUCAAAUGGAUUGUAAAGAAAUCAUUUAAUAACUCAUAUUUCAGACUCUUUUGUAAACACACUUCAUGGCGUUCCCAGAGGCUUUGCUGUCUAGUCCUUGUAGUUUGAGGUUUCUCUUGAUCUGCAUUUUUCUUUUUUUUGAUUAAAAAAUUUAUAAUUUAAUAAAUACUAGAGUUUAUUGAAAAUAAUUUGUCUCUGGUUUGAGUGUGGAAAAAGGAUGAAAAGUGUUUGAAAUUUGUGGCCAAAAGUCACUAACAAGUUAGUGUUUUAACUGAUUGUAUUCCACCUAAAUAGUCACCUGCUUAGAAGUUUGAUUUCUUCAUAGAGAAUAUUUAAACAAUCUGUAAGGUAAGUAUGGAAAAUAAACCUACAACCUGUGAGACUUAAGAAUUCUAUCAAAUAGCUGAUAUUUUAUAUUUUCUGUAGCAGUCUUGCACUUACUUCAUAAGUAAGUCUUACACUUAAUUAGUAUUCUUACACUCUGAAUUACAUGGCAGACUUGCAUAUAAACAGCAUUAACAAAUUCACUUUACACAUAAUAUUGUAAGACCAGAAAAUCUACUUUUAUCUUGGCAAGACAGGAAGUAUUGGGUUAACCUGGUAAUGUCCUCAAAAAAUGAGUCUGUCUGACUAUAUUUUUAGAACUCAGAAAGCAGGAUCAUGCUGAUUAAGGAUAUACAAGUUAUUUUUACUAUGACUCAACUGGAAUUAAAUAUAAUAGCAAAUAAAAUCAAGAAUUAAAAACUCCACAGUUUGAAGUUCUUUUUUACUUCUUAUUGUGAAAAGUUAAGAAUUGGGACUUAAUUCUUUGACAUGUAUUUUUAAAUAAGUAAAUUACUGGGAUCAUAAAAAUGUGAGUUAUGCAUUUUUAUUAAAUUUACUUUUAAAAUACAACUAGUUAGAAAAGAAGAACAGUUAAGAUGUUUUCUGGAAAAACAAAUCUAAAUGCAAAUGUUAUAGGAUUCUUCAUUAAUCUUUAUGUCUCAACUUUAAAACUAUCAAUAGUACUGCUGUUAACAGAAGUUCCAGGAAACGAACAAUAGAAUCGGUUGAUGUUCUGUAUUAUGCUUACUCACUGUUUAGUAGAUCUUUUUUAAAACAAAGGGUCAUUUCUCACUACUUUUUACUCCAGCUGCUUGGAGCAGAAAUGAUUUUCUUAUCUUAAUGUUCUCUUGAUCCCUGCCCCACUUUUUUCUUUAACUACAAGGUUUUUUGGUAAGUUAUUUCCAGGUAAGACAGAACAAAAUAUUUACGAAAAAUAAACCAAGAAAUAGGUUUUGUGUAGAAGCUUUCCUUUUCAAAAACUUCUGUUAUAGUCUAAGAACUAUUAUACAAAUUUAGGAAUUGACAAGUACUUUUUAAACAAAAGUUGUGUAUAUGUUAAUAAGCCAAAUGUUGGUAAACAAAACAAAUGAGUUCAGAUAGUCAAACAAAUCUGAAUUUUAGUAGUAGACUUCAAAGUAAUUCUCCUAUUCAUAUUUAGUACCAUUUAACUUUCAUAAAGAUUAUUCAUUGAAGUAUUCAUUGUAGUACAUACACAUUUAAAAAAAUCUAUUUAUUAAAUUUUCCUUUCCUAGCAAUGGCCUCUAAAUUUGCAGGUCCCCCCCAUACUGUUCCUAAAAGAUCUCUCUCAUUCUGUAAUGCCUCCUCUAAACACAGCUCUCUGCCUGAACAAACAGAUUUUUUCAGAGCUCUAAUGACUUCUGGUGGCCCACUGACAAAUUGCAUUAGCCACUCUUGUGCUUCUUCUAGAGAUUUAGUUUCAUCUGAAGACUGCAAGACCUCUUCUAUCAUUCCUAUGUUUAAGGCUUUUUCUGAAUUCAGUUUGAGGGCCCCACUUAACACUUUGAGAGCUUGUCUGCUGCCAAUAAUUUCAACCAGCCGGCUGGCCCCACCCCAGCUUGGAAUUAUGCCCAUCUCUUUGUGGACAAAUCUGAUCUCACUCUCUGGAGUCAUUAACCUGCAAAAGCAAAAAGAGAAAAAUAUAACUACAUAUAUGUGCUAACAAUCCUAAGUACCAUCUCUUCAUAAUGUGACAUGAAAUCACGGAUCUUUUUAGGCAGAUACAUAUUAGAAACUGAAUAUUAGAAAGAUGAAGUUGUUCAUCUAAGAUUUUUAACACAAAAAAAUAUCAUUUUUGUUGUGCUUGCUUAUUCUUAACUUUGCAAAUUGUUUAUUUCUAAAAGCCCAAUUUUUUUUCUCAAGUGGUGUCCUAAAGAGAACCUGAAUCAGGAGAAAGUAUGGGCAUAGGAAAUGUAAGGUAUUUACUGUUGUACACAUGCCCACACACAAAAGUAUAGUAAGGUAGGGUUCUCAGUCCUCAGGAAAAAAAUAUGAAAUUUUGUUUUAUAGCCCAACAUCUGUCUAGUAAAUAUUUACUGAGCACUGCCAAUACCAGGUAGUGUUUUAGAUGCUUGAAUACUCUGUGAAUUAACAGAAUUCUUGUGCUUGUGUACCAGUUUGGAGAGAAAGGCACUACACAAUAUGUGUUGAUAAGUGCUAUAAAGAAAAAAUGGGGCAAGGAAUUAACGAAUGAGGAUAUGUAUGUUGAUGGAUAUGGCCUGUGACAGAUAUAUGAGCAGUGCAAAUAUCUGGAGAAAGCAUUCCAAGAAGAAGCAAUUCCAAAUGGAAAGGUCUUGAACUAGGACUGCUUUGUAUCUCUGGGGAUGGGGUCAACUUAACUGGAAUAGAGGAAGCAAUGAGUAAUGCAGAACAAAAUCAGAGAGGUCUCCAUAAGGAGCUCAGGUUUCACUCUUUCUUUGUGAAAUUUCUUAAAGGAGUCAACCAAGAGACUAGCACCUCACAUUUUGUAAGGGUUGUUCUGGUUGCUGUAUAAAGACUUAAAUUAGUAUUUAAUAGCACUUAUACCAAUUGUUAAGGAAGCUUAUGUUAAUCCCUGAGAACAACCAUGUGAUGUAUGGUAACACCCUCAUUAUUAAAGAUGGAAAAAUCGAGGCAACAAAAGUUAAAUAGCUCAAUCUAGGCUACAAAGCAAUGGCAAAGCUAGGACUUAAACCUAGAUAGUGUUGUAUGUACUCAACUUUGUGGCACACAGUAGUUGGUGGGUCAGAGUGGGAGCAGGGAUACCAAUAAAAACAUCACUACCUGGAUAGACUGAUAGAUAGCAGUGAUUUCCUAUAGUAGGGAUUCUUUUUCUCCAAAUUGUGGAAUUAUUAUAAGUAUGACCAUAGAUUAAUAAGCAACAUGGAACAACAAAAGGGAGUUAGUUAUAAAAAAUUAGUGGUCAUAGCAAAAGGCUUCAUGUUUGCCUAGAAACAUCUGUAUAAUAAGGGAUUGAGUAAAGUUAUAUAGUUAGGAAAUAGUAUCAAAUGAGUUUUUGACUGCAUGCUUUCACUAUGUUAAAAUGUCAUUUUGACUAAAAUGUCAUGUCAAAAUUUUAAAUUCCUUAAGAAAAAUUGCUUUCAAACUAUUUGUUAUAUAAAGACCUUGAAUCUUGCUUUUCAAAACAUUAAAUGUUAACUGCAGGUGAUUUACUUCUCUUAUGCCCAAAGAACAACAGACUUGAGGCUUUUGACACUUUACAGGAGAAAUACUUAAGUACAGAAAUAUCUAUGAAAAUAGUUUUGAUAAAUUAUUUUUAAAUGAGGCAUAAGAAGGAACAGGUCUCAUUAAGAAUCUGAAUGUAGCUGAAAAUUGUAAGAGGAAUACUGCCUUAUCACAAACAAAACUGUCAAAAAUUUAAGGAUUCAAAUUAUAUAAUGUCUGAUAGCCUUGGAGAUAGGAAUAUUGUUAAUUUUUAACCCAGUCAUAAAGCUUUUCACACAAUGAAUUAUGUCAUUCAAAUUAAAUUGUGGAAUUCACACUGAUGUUGGUUCAGAGCUAUGCCUACAAUGGAGAAAAGGACUGUUAGGAACAUCAGCUGAACAUAAAAAUUGGUUAUUGUGCUAUGCAGGUAGGCUCAGUGACAGAGUGCUUGCCUCACCCUUUGGGUUCAAUCCUCAGUGCUGGGGGGAAAAAAUUGGUUAACAACCUAGAUGUUAGUAUAAUGUAUAUGGGUUUAUACAACAAAAGUUAUUACUAACAAACAUAUUUUAGAUUCUUUGCUUCUAAAGAAACUUCAUUAUGAUCUUCAUACCAUCAUCUUCCCCCUUUGUUCUAUUUUACAAGAUAAAAUGCCUUUUUAAAUACUACAUCAUAACUGUAACAAAUCCUGAGGUAAUCUUUGUAAGAUUAUCUGUUGUGUUCAAACUGACAUCUAUUCUUUAGUGUGUGCCUUUUUGUAUUGAUAUACAGUAAAUAAAUAUGAUAAAAAAAACCACUGGU
This is a messenger RNA of Sciurus carolinensis (gray squirrel), 6196 nucleotides long. RefSeq names its product ring finger protein 146 (gene Rnf146). Gene Ontology annotation, cellular component: nucleus; cytoplasm. The record is from RefSeq and is a predicted model, not a curated record. The transcript is spliced from 3 exons. Gene Ontology annotation, molecular function: zinc ion binding; ubiquitin protein ligase activity; poly-ADP-D-ribose binding. Bases 353 to 1417 code for a protein of 354 amino acids. Gene Ontology annotation, biological process: ubiquitin-dependent protein catabolic process; Wnt signaling pathway. NCBI's taxonomy places the organism in Eukaryota, Metazoa, Chordata, Mammalia, Rodentia, Sciuridae.